AUUGCAAUCGAUAUCAGGAGAUGCCAUUCGCUCGCCUAUCGUGAAUCGUGAAAAACGAAAACGCGAAAAAUGAAAACGCAAUACAGAAAAGCAAAAUUGAAGUGAUACUAAGUGCAACAACGACGGAGCAAAAGAUUGCGUGCACACAACUCCCGCGAGGACGACAACUAAACAACUAACGAUAAUAAAAAGUAGUAACGCAGCAGAAGGAGAAGGAGCUAACCACACCCCCGUCGCCCCCCCGCCGCGAGUGGUGCCCGAAUAACGCCCCGCCCACCCGCAUCUCCACUCCAGUCCAUCAGAAAAGAAAAUAAUAUAAAAAAGUUAUUAACAGCCGAAGCAUCCACAUCCGCGAUGUCAAGUGAUAAGAUCAAAGUCGCCGUAAGGGUGCGACCCUUCAAUCGACGCGAAAUCGAAUUGGGUACAAAAUGUAUCGUGGAAAUGGAGAAACAGCAGACCAUACUGCAGAACCCGCCACCACUGGAAAAAAUAGAAAGAAAACAACCAAAGACAUUUGCAUUCGAUCACUGCUUUUACUCAUUGAAUCCCGAGGACGACAACUUCGCGUCCCAGGAGACAGUAUUCGAUUGCGUGGGACGUGGAAUUCUGGAUAAUGCAUUCCAAGGCUAUAAUGCGUGUAUAUUCGCUUAUGGCCAGACAGGCUCUGGCAAGUCCUACACGAUGAUGGGCUCACAGGAGAGUAAGGGCAUUAUUCCACGACUGUGUGACCAGCUCUUCUCGGCCAUAGCCAACAAAUCCACACCCGAACUGAUGUACAAAGUGGAGGUGUCCUACAUGGAGAUUUACAACGAGAAGGUCCACGAUCUGCUCGAUCCAAAGCCGAACAAACAGUCGCUUAAAGUGCGCGAGCACAAUGUCAUGGGUCCCUAUGUGGAUGGACUGUCGCAGCUGGCCGUGACAUCCUACCAGGACAUUGACAACCUCAUGACAGAGGGUAACAAAUCGCGUACCGUGGCCGCCACCAACAUGAACGCCGAGUCGUCACGCUCCCAUGCCGUCUUCUCGGUGGUCCUCACUCAGAUACUCACGGAUCAGGCGACGGGCGUUAGUGGCGAGAAGGUGUCCCGCAUGUCCCUGGUGGAUUUGGCUGGUUCCGAGCGGGCCGUGAAAACGGGGGCAGUUGGCGAUCGUCUUAAGGAAGGCUCCAACAUCAACAAAUCUCUGACCACCCUUGGUCUGGUCAUCUCAAAGUUGGCUGAUCAAUCUAACGGCAAGAAGAGCGGCAACGACAAAUUCGUCCCCUACCGUGACUCUGUGCUCACCUGGCUGCUAAAGGACAAUCUGGGUGGCAAUUCCAGGACCGUGAUGGUUGCGACAAUUUCGCCCUCAGCGGACAACUACGAGGAGACGCUGUCCACGCUACGUUAUGCCGAUCGAGCCAAGCGCAUUGUGAACCAUGCCGUGGUCAACGAAGAUCCCAAUGCCCGAAUCAUUCGUGAGCUGCGGCACGAGGUGGAGACGCUUAGGAGUAUGCUGAAACAUGCCACUGGUUCACCUGUCGGCGAUGUCCAAGACAAGCUGGCCGAGAGUGAGAACCUGAUGAAGCAGAUCUCUCAGACCUGGGAGGAGAAGCUGGUUAAGACAGAACGUAUUCAGAACGAACGACAGCAGGCGCUCGAGAAAAUGGGCAUUAGUGUUCAGGCCAGUGGCAUCAAGGUGGAGAAGAACAAGUACUACUUGGUAAAUUUGAAUGCCGAUCCGUCCCUUAACGAGCUGCUGGUCUACUAUCUGAAGGAUCGUACGCUGAUUGGCGGACGCAGUAUCAGUGGCCAGCAGCCAGAUAUACAACUUUCCGGUCUGGGCAUACAGCCCGAGCAUUGUGUGAUCACCAUUGAAGACAGUGGACUAUACAUGGAGCCAGUGCAGGGAGCGCGUUGCUUUGUUAACGGAUCGGCAGCUGUGGAGAAGACGCCGUUGCAGAACGGCGACCGUAUCCUUUGGGGCAACCACCACUUCUUCCGCGUCAACUCGCCGAAGAGCAAUAAUACUAGCAUGUGUGCGUCGGAGCCCCAGACGCCGGCGCAACUGAUUGAUUACAAUUUCGCACGCGAUGAGAUUAUGCAGAACGAACUGAGCAACGACCCUAUCCAGACGGCCAUUGCUCGGCUAGAACGUCAGCACGAAGAAGAUAAGCAGGUGGCGCUGGAGAAGCAGCGGCAGGAGUACGAAAGGCAGUUCCAGCAGCUGCGCAAUAUUCUCUCUCCAAGCACGCCGUAUGCUCCCUAUGCCCCGUAUGAUCCACUUCGCAUGGGCAAGAUUACCCCAAAUACUCCCACUUCGCAAAUGCGGGUGGAAAAGUGGGCGCAGGAACGAGAUGAGAUGUUUAGGCGAAGUUUGGGACAGCUAAAAACAGAUAUUAUGCGUGCAAAUUCUCUGGUCCAGGAGGCUAACUUUUUGGCAGAAGAGAUGGAGAAGAAGACCAAGUUUUCAGUCACUCUGCAGAUACCGCCAGCCAAUCUGAGUCCCAACAGGCGGCGCGGGGCCUUCGUCAGCGAACCCGCCAUUCUGGUGAAGCGCACAAACUCAGGCAGCCAGAUCUGGACAAUGGAGAAGCUGGAGAACAAGCUGAUAGACAUGCGUGAGAUGUAUCAGGAUCACAAGGAGCGCGUACUCAACGGGCUGCCCCUUAUAGAGCCAUUCUCAGACGACGAGUAUGAUGACAAGGACGAUGACAGCUCCAAACCGCAGGAUCCUUUCUACGAGUCGCAAGAGAAUCACAAUCUCAUUGGCGUGGCCAAUAUAUUCCUGGAGGUUCUCUUUCACGACGUUAAGCUGGAUUACCACACCCCCAUCAUAAGUCAGCAGGGUGAGGUUGCGGGUCGACUGCAAGUGGAGAUUGAGAGAAUCUCUGGGCAGAUGCCACAAGAUCGGAUGUGCGAGUCGGUCUCAGAGUCCUCCGGUGAUUCGCGGGAUGAGUACGAUGACCCUGUGGAUCCAACAUCUAACCAAAUUACUUGCCGCGUGACCAUCAAGUGCGCGAGUGGCCUGCCUUUGUCGCUCUCCAAUUUCGUCUUUUGCCAGUACACUUUCUGGGGACAUCAAGAGAUGGUUGUGCCGGUCAUUAAUGCCGAGUCAACGGCUCACGACCAGAACAUGGUGUUCAAGUUCGAGCAUACUCAGAACUUCACGGUCACCAUAAAUGAAGAAUUUUUGGAGCAUUGCAUCGAGGGAGCUCUGUCCAUUGAGGUUUGGGGCCACCGCAGUGCCGGCUUCUCCAAGACAAAGGGCUGGGAAGUGGAACAGCAGCAGGCUAAGGCCCGUUCCCUGGUCGAUCGAUGGGCGGAACUAUCGCGCAAGAUCGAGCUUUGGGUAGAGAUACACGAGCUUAACGACAACGGCGAAUACUCGCCCGUAGAAGUGACAAAUCGCAAUGAGGUCCUGACAGGAGGCAUCUACCAGUUGCGUCAGGGUCAGCAGCGACGGGUGAAUGUGCGUGUGAAGCCGGUACAGAACUCUGGAACACUGCCCAUCAUCUGCCAGUCGAUUGUGAACGUUGCCAUUGGCAGUGUGACGGUUCGAUCUCGGUUGCAGCGACCACUGGACUCGUACCAGGAGGAGGAUCUCACCGUGCUGCGAGAGAAGUGGAGCGAAGCGUUAGGAAGAAGACGUCAAUACCUUGACCAGCAGAUCCAAAUGCUUAUAAAGAAGGAGGAAAAGAACGAGCAAGAACGAGAACGCGAACUGAGUCUGGUGCAUCAGUGGGUUUCGCUCACAGAAGAGCGAAACGCUGUGCUGGUGCCUGCUCCUGGUUCAGGCAUACCUGGAGCACCCGCUUCGUGGGAGCCACCAUCGGGAAUGGAACCCCAUGUGCCCGUCCUCUUCCUUAACCUGAACGGCGACGAUCUGUCGGCACAGAACACCAACGACGAGCUCUCCGUUGCCGGCAUCAAUUCCAUUCUGUCCAAGGAGCAUGGACAUAAGUUCUACACCUUGCAAAUUCUUCAGCAUCUGGAUAAGGAUGUUUGUUGUGUGGCUAGCUGGGACUCUUCGAUGCAUGAUAGCCAGGCUCUAAACCGAGUCACCGAGGCCAACGAGCGCGUCUAUCUCAUUCUGCGCACCACAGUGCGCCUGUCGCAUCCGGCUCCAAUGGAUCUUGUGCUGCGCAAGCGUCUGAGCAUUAACAUUAAGAAGGGACAGACUUUAACUGAUCGUCUAAAGAAAUUCCGACUUGUGCGGGGCGAGAACGCAAUAUGGCAAAGUGGGGUCACCUAUGAGGUGGUUUCCAACAUUCCAAAGGCCUCCGAAGAGCUAGAAGAUCGCGAGUCAUUGGCGCAAUUGGCAGCUAGUGGAGAUGAUUGCUCGGCAAGUGACGGAGAAACCUACAUAGAGAAAUACACGCGGGGCGUUUCGGCGGUGGAGAGCAUAUUGACCCUGGAUCGCCUGCGGCAGAAUGUGGCGGUUAAGGAGCUGGAGACGGCACAUGGACAACCGCUGAGCAUGCGCAAGACCGUCAGUGUGCCGAACUUUUCACAGGCGGUCAAAGACACCACCAAUACCGGGAGUAUUAUGCGCUUCGAUGCAUCGAUGGAGUCGCUGCUGAAUGUGGGACGAUCCGAAUCUUUUGCCGAUCUCAAUAACAGUGCGUUGGGCAACAAGUUUACUCCAGCAGGUCACAGCCCAGCAGGAGCAGGAGGUGUCAUCCGAAAUCGCCACAGCUUUGGCGGCAAGGGUAGCAGCGAUGAUUCCCCCGGAAAGGCGUUUGGCAUUGGCUCAAUAUCUCUGCUGUCAGCGCGUCCAACAUUUUUGAAUCUCAAUUUGAACUUGAACACUUUGAGAAUUGCGCCAACGAAACCUUCGCCAGCUACUAGUAAGCUGCUGGGCAUGCGUAUGACGACGUUGCAUGAAGAGCCCUUGGGUGGACAUAGAUCGCUGGACGAGGAGCCAGAGGACAGCUACAGCGAUUCGGAAUAUGCUGCAGAAUUCGAACAGGAGCGGCAGCAGAACAAGAGUCUGGCUUCGCGGUCACGCCUCACGGCUUCUAAGACCAUGGACUCCUUUAUGGACCUCAGCAGCCAUUCGAACCAGAGCUACUUGAGCUACACAUCCAGUGCCAACGCGAACAUGAAGCAUCUGACUGGCCUGCCAACCCUUAGCAUGAGCUCCUCCACAAGCAGUGGAUAUGGUUCUCAGGCCGUCUCCUGCAAUAAUCUAAGCAACGAGGAUAUUGCUUCAAUGCGUUCGAUGAGCAUUGAUGAGACGCCAGAUUUCGAUCGAGUCAACUCGAAUUCGCCACCGAACCGUCAGGCACGAGUUAACCCCUUCCUAAAGGAUAUGCCUAAAGCCAAAACACAGGAGCAACCGGAGCCAGCACAGGCCAAGAAACUGCAGGAAGCCUUCACGCAUCCAUUGGAGCAGUUGGAGUCCAGGGACAACGCACAAAGUGACGAAGAUGAACGCGAACAGCUGCCAAAGAAUAACAACAACAAUGUGGACGUGAUCAAGGAGCCACAACUGGUCUCCGAACAAACGGAGCAGGAGGAACCAGAGCCGCAAACCGAAUCACAAACAGAGCUUGCCACAGACAAUCAGAACGGCAACAGGUCCUCCGACGAGCUGAGCCACACUUCAGAGGAGCUGCUCGAAGGCGAUGGCAUUGUCCAGGAGGAGUUGUCAGCUGGAAAGGUUGUGCGACGCAAGAAGUCAAACACCCAGCCUCCAAACAAUGGCAAUAGCAUUAACAACAACAAUAACAGCACAACAAGUCACGCACCGCGCAUCAACCAUCGAGCAUCGGUGGCCAAGAUGGAGGGGUUGGCAGCGUACUUGGACUCCAGCGUUAUGACCAGCAGCACAGAAGUUGAUGAUGAGAGCAAGGAUGUGGAAGUGAUCCUGCCAGAUUGGAUUGUGGUAGGCGAAUCUGUACUGAUCCGACCCUACAAUACCAGCGGCGUCAUUCGUUUUGUGGGCACCACAGAGUUCCAGCCCGGUGCAUGGAUAGGUGUCGAACUGGACACGCCAACAGGCAAAAACGAUGGUAGCGUGAAGGGCAUUCAGUAUUUCCAGUGCAAGCCGAAGCAUGGCAUGUUUGUGCGCUCCGACAAGCUGAUGCUGGACAAGCGAGGCAAGGCAAUGCGAGCUUACAAGGCCGCCGAGAAGAGCAACAGCAUCAGCAAAGAGAUGAGUACCUCGAUGACUGGCUCGAUGACACGCUCGAAGAGCCGCGGCGAUUCACUAAACGUUUCGGCGCGCAAAUGAUUGUACCCCAAGUGUUCGCAUCAGCUGCAGCGUUGGACUAAUUGCAGGCAAUCGACGGUAGCCACCAGUGCUGUUAGCAGCCAACCGGCGACCUGCCACAGAUUGCGUGCAACCAGUGGCGCUGCAGAUGCGAACAGUCAUGGCAAGAAGUGCUAUGCCAAUCGACGCUCGACGGCCUUCUAAGGGCCGCCACCCAGGAUGACAAUGUCAAUGACGAGGACAAGGACGAGGACGAGGUCGACGAAGAAGGAGGUUGGGCCUCGUCAAGCAACGAACAAUGCGGAGCAUAAUCCACAUGCCAACCAUAUUCUAGCUUACUUAACUAUUCUCACACCAUGCCGCAAAUGAAAUGCCGUACACUUAACCCCACGCUUCUCUAAGUAGUUUAAGGCGGUGUCUACAGCAGAACUAAUUACUAAUCUAGCUAAACUAAACUAAACGAAACGAAUCGAAACUAAACUAAGCCAGACAGGCAUUCGUGUAGUUGCAAUACCUCGAACACUUGGGCGAGAUCGUAAAAUUUAGUGACCCUUCUUCGAUUAAUGUAUGUGUGAAAUGAGCACUUUUGAUUCCAUUGUUUUUUGUGUUCGUGUAGUUAAUUGUCGUUUAUUGCUUUUCGAUUUUUGAAUUAAGCGCUUUACUGAUAUAUAUAUAUAUAUUUUUGUAAUGGUUCUUUGCCUUUAGUUUAGUUCAAUUGUUUUUGAUAUCAAUGUGACUUGGUUAACGAUGAGCUUAUAUUUUUUAAUUGUUAUUGACUAUAUUCAAUAUAUAAAUCAUUUGUAUAUAUAUUUAUAAUUAAGAUCUUGCAAUAAUUUCGUCUUCAUGUUUCCUUUCCUGAGCUCAUAUUCUGUUUAGCGCAUUUAUAUACAAUUACCAAUACAAUACAAUGUUAGUAAUAAUGAGAGCAAAAUAUUCUAUAGAGCUGCGUCUAAGCAAUUGAAGCCUCCUAAGAUGGUCGCAUCUUGGAACUUAUUCCCCCGAUUAAGACGCUUCGCACUGGCGCAGUUAUGUGUAAAUUGUAUUAUUUUGAUGUGAUGUAUUUAUAAUUUCCCCUUUAUAUAUGCAUAUUUACAUAUAUAUAUAUAUAUAUAUAAAUAAAAUUGAUUUUAUCGUAUAUGUACCUCAUUAAUUAUGAUUUUUUUAAUUUCGCUUAACCCGUCCGGAAUGUGCAAUAUAAGUGUUUAGGAUCUUUAAGUUGUACUUAUCAAUGUUGAAGGUUGUGCGACUAUGUUUGUGAGGCGUUUUAAGUAACAUUAACUGAUCACCGAGCCAGAAGCUGGUGUUAGUCCAAAAAGAAAAGCAAGAAAGCAAUAAUUGCAUUGAAUAUUCAAAUUUUAUGUUAAGAUACUUUAAUAAUCUAAUCGUACACGAAAAGGAUAGAGAGUGACCCCAAAAGAUAAAAUGCCGAAAAAGCGUGGAAAUACUGUAAUGUUUAAACCCGGCACAGGCUAACGAUCGUUUGUACGUAAAACCGUAAACGUAUCCAUCCAUCCAUCCAACCAACCAACAUCCAAAAAGCACUCCAAAACUGAGUCUGAGAUAAAUUGCAAUUUAAAAACCAAACAAUAAGAGCGAUUUACACUUAGAAAACCCAAAAGAAAAAAAAAACAAAACAAAAACUGAAACUAUAAAAUCCAACAGAAAACAGUUGGGAAGAGUCAAUGGUCAAAACCCAACUGGAAGAUCUACAGCCAUUCAUCCAGUGUAUACAAGCAUAAAUAUACACCACUUAUAUAUAUAUAUUAGGUAUAUAUAUUUUCGAACUGUUUUUCUACUUGCGUAAAAGCGAAAAGCAACUACCAAAAUAUACUUGAAAAUACGUCCAAAAUUUAAAAUUCAAGAUCAAGAUACAACUAUGAUAUAUAUAUAUAUAUAUACUUACAACUGCAUGGAUAUUCAUGAAUAUAAAUAUAAAUUACAUAUUUACCAAUGAUAAUCCUAACUGAAAACAGAGUUCAUUUAAAUAUUGAAUGCUCCCUUAGUGGAAUCCCAGAUAAUAAUAGAUCCCAACCAAGGGGGCAUUUCGUUUGAGUAUGUGUGUGCAAUUUUGUAGACGCCGCAAUUUCAAAUCGGUUGAGCAUUAUAAUUCCAAACUAAUUUAGUCACAUGAAUGUACAUAGUGGGGCAUUAUUACCGGCUACUAACUAAAUCACCAUCAAAUUAACGCAUUUAACUAGCGCAAAUAACGUUCAACUAGAAGAGGUUGAUUGAGAAUAGUAAUUGAAAGCCCGAUAGAAAACAAAAGUUAGCAGCACAGCUUAAAAUUGUAAAAUAGAUCGAGAAUCCAUAGUUUGUAGACAGAGUGCAUUGCAAGGAAAUUAAAUAGCCGUAGUAGAGAAUCGAUUGGAAUGCCGACAAAUUGAAUCGUACCUUGACGUUAUAUUAAAGAAUUAAUCAUAUUUUUGUGCAAUCUAGUGCAGUUCUCACGCAAUCAGCCCAGCAACUAACAAAAACAUAGUUUGCCAUUGCAUAUAGCAUUUAGCAUUUAGCAUCUAGCCUCUAGCGUAACGGAAUGUUAGGCGGGCACACACAUAUUAUAUGAUGAGGUAUAUAGGAUCGAAAGGCCUUCGAAAAAAACGUUUACUUGUAAGUUUGCGCACUCUUAGAGCUUUUAGCACGGUCAACGAAUAAAUGUUAUUACACCAGAAUUCUAGCUCGUCUCCAUCAGCCGUUAAAUAAACUAUCCAAAGAGUUCAGCCACGAGUUAAUAAAUAAACUAAACCAUAUAUGCUAGAUCUGCUUUAUCAUAAUACAUACACAAAACAGACGCACGAAGCUAAACCAUUGUUGAUGAAUUGGUUCGUUUCGUUCGUUUUGUAAGUAUUGAUAAUCCAGUUGAGUUUACACACUCUAUCACAUGUAGUUGACAAAUACAGAGCAAAAACAGAAUAUAUAGGUGUCAGCAGCGGAAACCCAUAAUGAUAAUUUUAGUAAUUUACAAUUGUUUAACUCAAAUUUAAGUAUUUUAACAGCAAACACGCCAGAGAAAUUAAACAAAAAAUAAACAAGAAAAAUACACGCGUAAUCAGCAAAUUUGAACAACUUCAACAAAACAAAAGAGAAUAUGAAAUAUGUACUUAUAUCUAUAAAUACAAUUAUACAAACAUGCAA
Drosophila eugracilis is the source of this 9327-nucleotide messenger RNA. RefSeq names its product kinesin-like protein KIF13A (gene Khc-73). Gene Ontology annotation, molecular function: microtubule binding; ATP hydrolysis activity; microtubule motor activity. Gene Ontology annotation, cellular component: kinesin complex; microtubule. Lineage: Eukaryota; Metazoa; Arthropoda; Insecta; Diptera; Drosophilidae. Gene Ontology annotation, biological process: cytoskeleton-dependent intracellular transport; microtubule-based movement. The coding region runs from base 355 to 6216 and encodes 1953 amino acids. The record is from RefSeq and is a predicted model, not a curated record. The transcript is spliced from 20 exons.